CUCAGCGUUAAACAUUGAACAUAAACAUUGGUCUUUUAUUAUUGCUUUUUUUUUCCUUCAAUUUGAUUGUUAUCAUAACAACAACAAACAAUCAGUUGAUUAAAAAAAGCAGAGUCUCAGCUCAUCCCAGUUGAUCAAUAAUAUACCUGUGAUACUAUUGUGCUAAUAAUCCAGUUAAUUAACUGGUAAAUCAGUUAAUUGUGUGUAUCUAUCUAGUGAACAACAAUCAACUAAACAACAAUAAUAACCAAAAGUAAACACAACAUAUAAUAAUAAAAGGUUACAUGUUGGUCUCUAGUUACAAUUUAAAUUGUGAUACAUAUUUUACUUUAAUUAAGUAUACUAAUCAUUUGGUUUAAUUAGUUUCUACUGUUAAAUUGUUUCAAGGAUACAAACAAUCAACCAGCAAUUUAACCAACAAGAAAACGUGUUCACUUUAAAUGUGAAAAUUUUUCUCGUUAAUUUGUUUUUUUUUUCAUCUUCCAAUUUGAUUUUGUUUCUUAAUUGUUUCAAUUAUCCCCGAUUGCGGUUGUUAAUUGUUGAGGAAAAACAAAAAUUUAAAUGAAAAAAAUUUAGUGAUUAGUUAAUUUUGUGAAUCCAUUGAAAAUCAGUAAUUUUUAAUUAUUUUGUGUUACAAUUAAAACAAAAUAAACUAAAACUGAUUCUAUUGAUUGUUAUUUGAUCUCUCCUAUCAUACUAAAUGAUUAUGAUGAUUUAAUUGUGCUGAUUAUUAUCAUUAGUUAAUCCAAUGGAUCUUUAUUGUUAUCAACACAAUUAUUAUCUUUGGUUUACAAUUAACUCUCAACAUCAUCAAACUAAUUAUUUCUCACCGUCAGCUGUUUAAAUCUAAUCAUGUUAUCAAUUGAUUAGAUCGUGUCUCUUGUUUUAAAACGUUUUCUAAUUAGUUAAUUGUUGUUAUUUAAAAGUUUUAAUUGUCUAUCGUUUAAUCAACUAUUAAAAUGCUCAAACGAGUCAAUUCACAUUUCAAAGUCCGAAAACCCAAUUUUCUAGAAGUCGGAUUAACACCGGCUCAUCGGAGUAAAAGUUUGACACAAAUUGAUUGUCUUGAACCACCGGCAACCCAAAGGUUGAUGAAAGGUGAUGGACUCGGUGCAAGUGGAAACGUUAAUACCACCGGUGGGAUUUAUGGAGGUGGAGGUAAUGAUUUACCUGGUGUAAGAUCAGGAUCAACUAAUCCAUUAACCGGAACAACAUCAACAACACCAGGUAACAAAUGUGACUCUUCACCUGAAUCAGGUAACCAGAUAUUAAGUGAUCUUCAUUAUUCAAGUGAUCGACUUUUGGUUCCAAAUUAUCAUCAUGCUUCAUCCUUGGGUAUUGAUGAUGAAAUUAAUGAUACAACAUCAUCACAGUCUCACCAUCAUCAAACAACAACAACUUCUUCUUCAUCAAUACUACGAUUUAAACAUCCAUCAUCAUCAUCAACUCCCCAUCAUCACCACCACCACCCACAACAACAACAACAACAACAACAGCAACAACAACAACAACCUCACCACCAUUCACAACACCACCAUUCAACAUCAAUGUUAUCUCAUCAUGACAAUUUAAGCCUUGAUCAAUACAGAGGAGACACAAGACAAGACGAUUAUAUAAUAACAUCAUCUAGAGGGACAAAUCGUAAAGGUUACCUUGAGGAUACUUCAAAUUCAAUUUCUCAUGAUGGUACAUUAAAAGGUUCCAAAGGAAGUAGAGGUCAACUUGCUCGUAGAAGUGGCGGAAUUUUUUCCAAUCCAUUUAAAACUGACCGAGAAAAGAUGGAUCAACUCACAGAGUUACUUAAUCAAUACAAUGUCCAUGGUAUUCCAGAGCAAAUGGGACUAUUAAGUUUCAAAUUUGAUUCUGAUUUAGAUGAUCCUGAAUCAUCAUCCUCCUCUCGUCUCGGAAGGGAUAACAGUAUCAGUGGUAACUCAGCAUUGACCAGUGGCUACAACAACAACAACAAUAACAACAACAAUAGUAAUAAUAACAAUACCAAUAAGCAAACCAAUUAUGAUGAAUCUCUUUACCUUGAAGACCAUUGGAGGUGUAUCGUUUCAAGUUGGGAGUCGAUGCCAAAGAAAUUGCAAAAUCAACAAGAUGCAAUUUGGGAAUUACUUCACACCGAAGUCUUUUACAUUAAACGUCUUAAAGUCAUUUCUGACCUUUUUCUCGCCUGCCUUUGUAACCUCCAAAGCGAAUGCCUUCUCAAUGAUAUCGAUACUGAGAAAAUGUUCUCAAACAUAACGGAAGUAUAUCUUGCGAAUCACUAUUUCUGGAUGAAUCAUCUAUUACCCAUGUUAAAAGCAUCCAGAGAGUCUCAUCAACCUCUCAAUCCAAUCAUCAUGAAAGAUGGCUUUCUAAAAUUUGAAGAUAUAUUCCAUCCGUAUGUUAAAUACUGCCUCGAGCACAGCAAUUGCCUCCAAUAUGUCAAGGAAAAGCACAAAGAGAGUGAACUAUUUAAAGCCUACGUUGUGUGGUGUGAAACUCGUAAAGAUUGUGAUAGAUUACGAUUGAUGGAUCUUCUUGUAAAACCUAUGCAAAGGCUGACAAAGUAUUCACUUCUCCUUAAAGCGAUUCUCAAAAAAACGGAAGCCGAUGACCAGAAAGUUGCCUUAAAGCAAAUGAACGAUUCUGUUGAAAGAUUUGUUUGUCGUGUUGAUGCUUGUCUACGACGUCGUCAUGAUCAAGAACGAUUGGCCUCGAUCGUUAGUCGAAUUGAAAGUUACGAUGCUUUCGAAAGUAGUAAUGAUGAAAUAGAAAAGGUUCUCAAAGAGUUCACUAGAUUGAAUCUUACCUGCCCAAUGCCCGGUUGUCUUAAUCAUCGUAUCCGUCAAUUGUUACUUGAAGGAUCUGGUUUGAAGCUUCGAGAUUCUUAUGCUUCGAGUAAAUUGGAUGUUCACUGUUUCCUGUUUACCGAUGUGCUUUUAAUAUGUAAAUCGGUUGGUCGAAAGGGAGAUAAGGUCAAGGUUAUUAGACAACCUUUCCUUGUUGACCGGAUAGUGACCCAUGAGUUGAAGGAUGGCUCUGGAUUCAUUGUGAUAUAUUUAAAUGAAUUUAAUGUGGCCAGUGCAUUUUUCACACUCUAUACAACUGAAACUCGAACUUGGGUUGAACAUAUUAAACGAUCUCAAGAUCAUUAUCGUGAAGCUAAACAACAAUCUGCCCUUUACACGGCCAAUCAAUCAUCACUUUUGUAUAGAUCAACGGUUGACGGUGAAGAUGAAGAUUCUGAUUUCCCGUCGACCGCACUUUUAGUUACCAAUACCUCACCUCGAUCUUCUCGAUCUUCCCUUAUGCGUUCACAAUCGGGUUCCAUGGAUAUUUCUGAUUCCACCCUGGCCCUUGGUUCCAAUUCAAUGAUUGUUCCCUCAACAACACCCAACCUUUUAUCUCAAAACUUUGGACCUGAUGGUGAACCUUUACCUUCUCGAGCAAUUUCAUUUGAACUUGGUGAACUUCGUAAUCCAAGUAUGACGGUUGAUGAUCUUGAACCUUUUGGUCGUUCACAUUCAAUGGAAACUCGUCCACCACCAAUUUCGGUUACCAUAACAUCACCUCGACCCGAAAGACGAGCAUUUCUACUUCGUGGUGCUGGUUCUGAACGUUCAUAUGAUUCAGUCUAUGGUUCAGGUAUUAAUACCCUUUCGGUUAACGUUCCCUCUCUUCAUGUAAAUAAUAAACAAUUUACUGGUCCGUCUCGGGUCAGUGAAACAUCAAUUCAGGUUCCUGUUCUUAGUAAACAAUCACAAUUUCAACAACAACACCAAACACCAUCGAUUAAGCCUUCAACAUCUCCACCAUCAUCGUCAACAACAAAUUCAUCAUCAACUGCACCUCGCCAACGAUCUGUCUCACCUCGAUCUCUUCAACGGUCACUUCCGAUCUCAUCAUCAGGUUAUCCGGCCGCUAAUAAACCUCCACUGGUCAAGAUGAAAAAUAUAACCGGUCUAAAGGUUCAUUCAGCCCCACCUUCAGAAGGACCCUCGCCAGUUCAUUCAUUUGACUCGGAGGCCGGAAUAGUUGAAGGUUGUUGUCCAGGUUCAUCUUCCUGUGCCUUGGUUGGCGUUGAUACUGUUGAUAGUUACGGAGUACCUUUGGUAACAGCACCAGGAACAACAAUAUCAACAACAACAUCAUCAUCUGGUGGUUACAAUACUAGCAUUAUAUCAAUAGGAGAGAGUAACAGUUUCGAUAGUGGUGGUUAUCAUCGUCAUCAUUCAAGCAUUCACUCACCUGGAGAAGGAUCAACAACAACAAUGAUGAUUAUUAAUGAUCCAAGUGGAGAAUCAGGUGGAUUAAUUGGAGAUGAUGAUUUGGAUACAGUUAAAAGUAGAUUACAUCAGAAGCGAAGUGUUCGUGGUGAGAGACGUUACCAUACAGCAGAUUCAAUUGAGAAUAUUAAAAAGGAAAAAGAUUCAUCGAUUCAUAAGCGACUCUCUUGGAAUUUUGGUCAACAAUCAUCUAGAGGAAGUGGAGGAAGUCAUGGUGGAUGUUCAAAUUCUGGGUCAGCCUGUGGUUCGGGACAGAGUGGAGGUCAUGAUAGAGUUUUAUGUAAUAAACAUUUCAAUAAAUGUCUCUCAUCGGAAUCUGUUUAUACCUCAUCAGGUUUCUCUUCAACAGGAUCAGUUCCUCUCUCAGUGAAUAGCUGUGAAUGUGAACAUUUUGGUUCCGAGGUGUUGAGUCACAUCCAAGAAAUGGAACCUUCCCUGGAAAGUCAACCAAGUCCAACCAUAUCACCAUACGAUGAACAUCAUCAUCAUCAUCAUCACCAACAUUCACAACACUCUACCGACCAUCAUCAUCAUCAUUCUCACCAUCAUCCCCAACAGCAACAACAACAAUCUCAUCAUCACCCUCAAGCUAAUCAAUCAAUUACCAUUAAUGAAAGAAAAGAUCUUAUCGAGAAAAGAGAAAGUUUAUCUUCCUCAUCACCUCACAAAAUAAUCAUCACUCCUGAUCCAAGUAACAAUCAAAUUGGUACUGAUGGUGAAUCGUCAAAAUCGGUUAAUCCUGUAAUUGGACCUUCCGACAUUAAAAUCGAUGUUAGUGAAGUUAAAGAUGGUAUUUCCUCCGUUCAGAUCACUCUAAGUGGUACUAAUAUCGGCAAACCCUCGAAAAGUGACCUAAAAAAGAUGAAAGAAUUUCUUUUAACAAGUUUAGAAGCCUCACAACAACAACACAAAUAGCAAACAAGAAAAAGGAGAAACCAUUUUACUUUUUCCUCGAAAACAUCAAAGUAUUACAUGUUUAUUACCUGUUCAGGUAUAAACAGAACCGGAAGAGAUUCUUGUGAAUUAUUGUAUUACCUUGAUGAUGAUAAUGAUGAUUAUCAUUUGGAUGCAAUGACAAGCCAGGAAAUUGACUGACAAACUUUUACCACCCACUUUCAGUUUCACCUUAAGGAUUGACAGUUACCUUUUCAAAUUACCUGUUUAAUUUUACCUUUAUUUUCAUCGUCAUUAUUAUAAUUACCAGUUGACAAUUAACUUGAUGAUGAUGAUGAUGAGGAUUUACUUAUGAUGAUUUUUUUACAAACAAAUUGAAAAACCAAACAGUUGAUUAACUUAAAGGAUGAAAAUUGAUGUGUCCAAAUAUGAUGACAAUUGUACUGACCCAAAGAGGAUUAAAUUAAAUUGAUAUUAAUCAAAGGAAACUAAUUGUUAAUCAAUAAAUUUGCUUGAUUGUAAACCAAUUGAAACAAUGUUUCCAAAUGUACUA
Molecule: messenger RNA, 5721 nt
Organism: Panonychus citri (citrus red mite)
Lineage: Eukaryota; Metazoa; Arthropoda; Arachnida; Trombidiformes; Tetranychidae
Product: pleckstrin homology domain-containing family G member 5-like
Exons: 10
Coding region: 960-5189 (1409 amino acids)
Biological process (GO): Rho protein signal transduction; endothelial cell migration
Cellular component (GO): endocytic vesicle; plasma membrane; axon
Molecular function (GO): guanyl-nucleotide exchange factor activity
Source: RefSeq, a predicted model, not a curated record